Molecule: messenger RNA, 618 nt
Organism: Danaus chrysippus (African queen)
Lineage: Eukaryota; Metazoa; Arthropoda; Insecta; Lepidoptera; Nymphalidae
Source: the annotation of a GenBank genome assembly
AUGGGUCUCUUAACGGCGACUCUGGGAAUUCUAUUCCUAGUAUCCACUGUCUGGUCAGCGGAUGAACCGAAGGGACCGAAAGUUACCCACAAGGUAAAAUUUGACAUCAGCAUUGGUGGUGAACCGAUUGGAACUAUUGCGAUUGGUUUGUUUGGCAAAACAGUUCCCAAGACUGUAGAGAAUUUCUACCAACUGGCUCAAAAGCCUGAGGGUCAAGGCUACAAAGGCAGCAAAUUCCACAGGGUCAUCGAAAACUUCAUGAUUCAAGGCGGUGACUUCACCAAGGGAGAUGGAACUGGCGGCAUGAGCAUUUAUGGCGAGAGGUUUGAGGAUGAAAACUUCAAGCUCCGUCACUAUGGUGCCGGAUGGUUGUCGAUGGCCAAUGCCGGUAAGGACACCAACGGCUCUCAGUUCUUCAUCACCACCACCAAAACACCUUGGUUAGACGGCAGACAUGUUGUCUUCGGAAAAAUUCUUGAAGGAAUGGAUGUAGUGCGUAAGAUUGAAAAGACAGUAACCGGAGCUAAUGAUCGUCCAGUUAAAGAUGUUGUGAUAACAAACUCAUCAGGGGAAGUUGUACCAGAACCUUUUGCUGUGUCAAAAGAAAGUGCUCAAUAA